UAUGGCGGAUAGGCUCACGCAGCUGCAAGAUGCGGUGAACUCGCUUGCAGAUCAGUUUUGUAAUGCCAUUGGAGUGUUGCAGCAGUGUGGUCCCCCUGCCUCUUUUAGUAAUAUUCAGACAGCAAUAAACAAAGAUCAACCAACUAAUCCUACAGAAGAGUAUGCCCAGCUAUUUGCAGCACUGAUUGCACGAACAGCAAAAGACAUAGAUGUUUUGAUAGAUUCCUUACCCAGUGAAGAAUCUACAGCUGCUUUACAGGCUGCUAGCUUGUAUAAGCUGGAAGAAGAAAACCACGAAGCUGCUACAUGUCUGGAGGACGUUGUUUAUCGAGGGGAUAUGCUUCUGGAAAAGAUACAGAGUGCACUUGCUGAUAUUGCACAAUCACAACUGAAGACAAGAAGUGGUACCCACAGCCAAUCUCUUCCAGACGCAUAG
Molecule: messenger RNA, 436 nt
Organism: Chrysochloris asiatica (Cape golden mole)
Lineage: Eukaryota; Metazoa; Chordata; Mammalia; Afrosoricida; Chrysochloridae
Gene: MED21
Product: mediator complex subunit 21
Exons: 4
Coding region: 2-436 (144 amino acids)
Biological process (GO): regulation of transcription by RNA polymerase II
Cellular component (GO): mediator complex
Molecular function (GO): transcription coregulator activity
Source: RefSeq, a predicted model, not a curated record